CCAAUUUGGAUGGGAGUGUUUCUGACAUCUCCUGCGAUUGAGCCAGAGUUGCAAGAAGUAGAAGUAAUUGCUGAGUCGUUUUCUGCUGGCGAAAUAGAAAUAGACGACGAAAUACAACUAGCAGAAGCAUAUAGUGCUUCAGAAGCUCAGACAAUCGUCGAGCAGCAAGAUACGAUGGUCGAGCCAGAAUCCAAGCGAGCUCGACAUGAACGGUCUAGCGAGGAUGUUGACGACGGAAAAAUUUGUACUAUUUGUUUUGAGUCGUGGUCAAACUCUGGGAGGCAUCAGUUGUGUUCUUUGAAAUGUGGACAUCUCUUUGGCUUGAGCUGCAUCCAACGCUGGUUGGAUGGAUGCCACAAUAGGUGUCCUCAGUGUAAUGCCAGAGCAAAGAAAUCUCACAUCCGUAAACUGUAUGCCACUUCUUUGGUCGCUGUAGACUCAUCUGAGAAAGAUAACGCUUUGAAGCAAUUGCAAGAUGAAAGAUCGGCAAGACUACAAGCUGAAAACAAUCAGGCACAAGUACUGUUGGAUUGCCAAAUAGCUAAGUCAGAGGUAGAAAGCCUGAAGAGAACACUUUCUGAUAUAGAAAGGCUUUCACAAACUAGCCCUGCUUUGUCACAACGCAGUCGAAGUUAUUUGCCUGGAACAGAUGAGCCUUCAAGCUACUCUUAUCAACUGCAGUCAUCGUGUGUUGUGUCAGAGACGGGAGGUGUUAGGUUAUUAGGUUGCUCUCCAGGGCAGUCGAUGUUUGCUGCAUCAAAGAAGUUAGCAUCACAAUCUGGAUAUGGCAUUUUAAAGAUUAGUAUUAUGGAUACCAGUCAUCGAGAAUAUGUAGAAAUUCACUCUAAACUUUUGAAAGAUCUUCAUUUCAACCCAUGUGGAGACAGGUUGUUGUUGACUUGCUCUCUUGACAAAACAUUAAAAAUAACAAACCUUCAUACCAAUACGAUAGUACAAAGUUACACAACUCCCUAUCCUGUUUGGUCUUGCUCAUGGAGUAAAGAUGACAGUAACAGCAUCUUUUGUGGUCUUCAAAAUGGACAAGUUUUUGGGUUUGACAUUCGAAGAACUUCUGGACCAGUCACUGAAUUAGAUGCAUUGAGAAAUCCUUGCCCUGUCAUCUCCUGUGCUAGUCUAAGUGGUUCCAAUGUAAUGUUUGCAACUUAUGGAGAUGUUGGUUUAUGGUAUGAGGAGAGCAGCAUGUGGCAGUUUCACUCUCUAUUUAAACCUUCAGGUUUAUUUGUUCCGUUGCUACGAGUAGUAUGGGUAUUAUAUCACAUAGCUAAUUAUUGUUUUAUGAAAGGUCCCAUUACCUCUAUGGACUUUCAUCCACCAUCUCUUUAUACCAUGUUGUCUCUCCGGUUACCCAAAGAAAACAACAGAAGCCAACAUUUGCUUAGGCAACUGGAAACUAGUGAAGACGAUAACAUUCAUGUAGGAACUCCAGUUAUGAAGUAUGGUCAUGGUUCAACUUGGCUUCAGCUGGAGGGAAGCGUACAUUCUACAUUGAUGACUAGGUCUAGAGUUUUUGCAGUUGCUGAGAGUGAGGGUGAGAGACUGUUGGCUGCAGCUGGGGAUGAACCAACGAACACGGUUUUUGUGUGGGAUGUACACUCUGGCCGAGUUAAACAGCAGCUACCUCCGUGUAGGUCACCUGUAUUGGACAUUCAACCAUACACUAUAGACAACUCUGAUUUCCUUGCUACUUUGACUGAUCAUCAGCUCAGUGUCUAUAGAUGGCGGUAGCAUUUAUAUGUAUAUAGUCAAUCUUUAAUAAAUUUUGGUAAUUGUACGUAUAUAGACUAGAUUUAUUUGUUCUACGUCUAGAGACUAGAUUUAUUUGAAAUUA
Molecule: messenger RNA, 1849 nt
Organism: Corticium candelabrum
Lineage: Eukaryota; Metazoa; Porifera; Homoscleromorpha; Homosclerophorida; Plakinidae
Product: E3 ubiquitin-protein ligase RFWD3-like
Exons: 11
Coding region: 10-1746 (578 amino acids)
Biological process (GO): interstrand cross-link repair; protein ubiquitination
Cellular component (GO): nucleus
Molecular function (GO): ubiquitin-protein transferase activity; protein binding
Source: RefSeq, a predicted model, not a curated record